AUGGCUAUAUUUGAAAUCUUUCUUUCUGCAUUCUUCUCUACGUUGUUUAAGAAGAUGGCUUCUAGAGAGUUGUGGGACUUUGUCUGCCAAGAGGGUAUUGAGGAUCAAUUCGAACAAUGGAAGAAAACGCUAUCAAAAAUUCAGGCAGUACUUGCUGAUGCUGAGAAAAAACAAAUAGUAUCAAAAGUUGUGACUUCGUGGCUGGAAGAUCUCCAGGAUUUGGCCUAUGAUUUGGAUGACCUGGUGGACGACUUCGCUACUGAAGUUCUGAAACGCAAGCUGAUGGCAGGGACUCAAGCUAGCACUAGCAAGGCAUGGAACUUCAUCCCUACUUGUUGUACUAAUUAUGAGCCAAGUACUGUCCUAUUUAAUGCUCAAAUGAAGUCCAAGAUAGAUGCAAUCACUAGCAGAUUAAAUAACAGCUUCAACCAAAGCUCGGGACUUAAUUUGGAGACGAUUGUGGAAACAACCUCUGUUCAAGGUGCUUGGCGAAGACCCGAGACUACAUCAUUGUUGAAUGAGCCUCAAAUUUAUGGCAGGGAACAAGAAAAGAAACGGAUAAUUGAGUUGCUUCUCGAAGACAACCCAAGUCAGAGCAAAUUUGGUGUAAUUCCCCUGGUAGGCAUGGGUGGAGUCGGCAAGACCACCUUGGCUCAAUUAGUGUUCAACGAUGAAAAAGUGAAGGAACAUUUUGAUAUGAAAGCCUGGGUUUGUGUAUCAGAUGAGUUUGACAUCAUGAGAAUCACAAAGGUAAUUCUGGAGUCAGUGACUUCCCGAAAGUGUGAGUUUACCAGCUUGGAUAAAGUUCAAGAACAAUUAAUAAAUUCUUUCAAGGGGAAGAAGUUCUUAAUUGUUCUAGAUGAUAUCUGGAAUAAAAAUCUUGGCAAUUGGAUGGCUUUGAAAAGCCCAUUUAACCAUGGUGCCCAAGGGAGUAAAGUCCUGGUGACAACCCGCAACAAGGACAUCGCUAUGAUGAUGGGGACAGUUAAAGAUCUAGGGGUUGGCCUCCUAUCUGAUGCAGAUUGCUGGUCAUUACUUGAGCAACAUGCCUUUGGUAAUAGAAGUAUGGAUGCAAAUCCAAAGUUGGAAUCAAUCGGUAGGGAAAUUGCCAAGAAAUGUGGAGGUUUGCCUUUAGCUGCUAGGACGAUAGGUGGUCUUUUACGGUGCAAAGAGAGGGAGGAUGAAUGGGAAGUAGUAUUACAUAGUAAUAUCUGGAAUUUAUCCAAAGAUGAAAAUGACAUUGUCCCGGCUUUGAGAUUAAGCUUCCAUUAUCUCCCUCCGCAUUUAAAGCAAUGCUUUGCAUAUUGUGCAAUAUUACCUAAGGACUAUGAAUUUGAGGAGAAUGAGCUAAUCUUGUUGUGGAUGGCAGAAGGUUUCAUUCAGCAAGAAACAGGACAACAAAUGGAAGAAGUAGGAGCAGGGCACUUUCAAGAACUUGUGUUUAGGUCCUUUUUCCUACCAUCUAAUAGUACAAUUUUAAAAUUUGUAAUGCAUGACCUCAUCAAUGAUUUGGCUUAUGAAGUUGGAAAAAAUUCAUGUUUCAGACUAGAGGACGUCCUAAGGAAUGGGGAGCAGCAUGGAAGUCUAAUGAAGGCUCGGCAUGCAUCAUAUAUGCAAGGUUAUAAAGAUGGGAUGGAUAAAUUUGAGACCUUCCACAAAGCCAAGAAUUUGAGGACGUUCUUACCCUUUUCCUUGAAGAAUGGUACUUGUUAUUUGACAAGGAGUGUUACCUUUGAUCUAUUGCCAAAGCUAAGCUACUUGAGGGAGUUGAGUUUGAGAAACUAUGCAGUUGAAGAAAUUCCAAGUUCAAUUGGCAAUUUGAAACAUCUACGGUAUAUCGAUCUUUCUUACAGCUGUAUUAAAAGCUUACCAGACUCAUUUGGUAACCUUUACAAUUUGCAAACUCUAAAUUUACAAGGAUGUAGUUGUCUCAUGAAAAUUUCCUUUGACAUGGGGAACCUAGCCAACCUACGCCAUCUUUAUUUUCCUCCUCUAGAAGAAAUGCCACUAGGAAUUGGUAAGCUAACAAGCUUGCAGAUAUUGUCUUCCUUCUUCAUUAGGAAAGGAAAUGGGUCUCGAAUAAAGGAGCUUGGAGACUUGAAUCAUCUUCGAGGGACAGUUUGCAUUUUUGGAUUAGAAAACAUAGUUGAUGUUGAAGAUGCACGGAAUGCCAAAUUGAAAAACAAGCUAAAAUUAAGCAAGUUAUCAAUGUUAUGGAAUAAGACUUCAAGUGAAUUACGAGAUCAAGGUGUAGGAGCAGAGAUGUUUGAUGCUUUACGACCUCCCAAUAAUUUAAGAGAGUUGGAUGUAGAAGGCUAUCAUGGUAUAAGGUUUCCGUGUUGGAUGGGAGAUCCUGAAUUCUCAAGAUUGGUGACCGUAAGUUUGGGCUUUUCCAAGCUGCAAGAACUAAGCUUCGUGGAUAUGCUGGAAUGGGAAGAUUGGCAAACAACUGAAGCUGUCAAGAAAGUUCAGCCCUUUUCUCAUGUCAUUGAAGUCUCAAAGCUCAAUUACCCAUCGCUCGCCUCCGUAUCUAUGAAAGAAGUUCCAUUUCCAAUCCUUUCUAUUGAUGAGAUGGGAAAAGAUCUAGGACACUCUUCCCUUGCCUCUCUAGAUAUUGGAGGCUUUCCAAUUCCUAACUAUUUUUCUAAUCCAGGCAGAGAUGACGAAAUAAUAAAAGAAUAUGAAAAUGACGGGCAAGAGCAGCAACAGCUUGAAGUGUUGCCUAGGCUUGAGUUGCUGUCAAUAGAGACAUGUGACAAGUUAGAUAAAUUGCCGCAGGGAUUGCAGAAUUUCAUGUCUCUUAGAGAUCUAAUUAUACAUGGAUGUUACAAUCUGGUGAAUUUUCCAGAACAUGGUUUUCCUUGUACGUUGAGAAGACUCAAAAUUAAACAAUGUGAUGCUUUGCGGUGGUUGCCUAUAUGGAAUGUGCAAGACAGUAAUCUUGAGGAGUUAGUUGUUGAAUUUUGUGUAUCGCUUGAGUACUUAAUACCAUCAAGUGGUGGGUUACCAUUGACAUUAAAACAUCUUUCCAUUUGGAAUUGUGAAAAGAUGUUUGCGUUGCUAGAAGAGGAGGAAGGACUAGUCAACUUGCCGUGCAUUGAAUCUUUUAAAAUUUCCACUUGUAUGAGCUUAAAAUUCUUGCCAGAUGCCAACUUGCACAAUAGUGGUAGUAAUAAUCUCAACAGGCUGACUGAAUUAUAUAUAUCCAAUUGUGGAAAUUUGGAGCACAUUUCCCAAGCGUGGUUCACCCUUCCAACCAAUCUUACAAAUUUGGAGAUUAGUGAUUGCGAGAAACUACUACAGAAGGAUCUCUUCUCAAAUAUGAGCCUCACUUGUCUUAAAUUGCUCCGUAUUGAAGGAGGAUUUGAAGUCUCGUGUUUGAGGAAGAAAGUGAAUUCAUUUUCCAACCUCACCGAGCUACAUAUGGGAAUGAUGACUACAUGGAUGCCACCAUCAGAGUGGGGUCUAGAUAGACUCUCCUCUCUUGAAGUUCUCGAUCUUUAUGGGCCUAUUGUCAUUGUAGAGUCAGAAUCGAAACAUAUGGAGGUAGAUAAGAAGUGGUCUAGCUUUCCAUUCCAUGGCAUGUUGUUGCCCGCUUCUCUAACCAACUUGGAUAUCGGCAUGGAGACAGAGUUCAAGGUGGAAGUUGAAGCAAGUGGAAAAGUAAGAGAUAAGAACCUGGUGGAUCUGACUGGGGGUGUUGGGAAAGUUGCACUAUAG
Messenger RNA from Thlaspi arvense, 3720 nucleotides. The record is from the annotation of a GenBank genome assembly. Lineage: Eukaryota; Viridiplantae; Streptophyta; Magnoliopsida; Brassicales; Brassicaceae.